AUGGCGUCUCAGCGAUGGAAAGACAGAGAAGACUUCUUCCGCGACCUGGAAAGACUUGAUGAAUUCAGCGAUGAUGAGCCUGGACAAGACAACUUGCAGAACAUGCCAGCGGCUAUAGUAAAGCAACCCGCAGCCACCCGAGAUGGACCUUUGCCAGCUGCCCACACAGCCCGACCUGUACUUCGACCGUCCACAGCCAUUCCUGACUCGGUUCCAAGUUUAAAGCUCCCAUCCUCAUCAACGCGAUCCGGACCGGACAGAAGACCUGCAGAGUUGAUGCGCGUUCAGACGGAUAGUGGCGUGCCUGAACGAAUCGAGAAGCGUAAGCUCAAGAACACGACUAAGCAGACUCCAGAUAUCAUCCCCGAAGGGCAGCAGCUUUUUCCAGGACUUUGCUUCUACUUUGUUCCGAACCGAGACACACCUUACGUUCGGAAACUGAGGGUACAAUUUGCUAUCGCCAACGGCGCGACAUGGGCGAAAUCUUGGAUCGCGUCUGUGACACAUAUCAUUGUGGACCCGAACCUCUCUUUUCAACAAGCUGUGAAGGCUCUGCCAAGUGGUGUAACUCCAGAAGGCAUUCCUCUUGUCAACGACGAGUGGCUUACAGAUUGCAGCUUACGCCAACGUGUGUCCGAAGUCACUCAGCGUCGUUUCCUCGUCAAAGGCAUGGCAUCCCCAUUUGCCAUCGUCGAGCCUUCAACAACCAUUCCUGCCAGCAGAUCCUCCAACGGUAACACUAGUUCGGCGGCUCUUGCAAAGCCAGCCACACUCUUCACGAAAAAAGCAAAUCUGCCGCCUCCCCCGCAAGUGUACCCUAGCCGCGUACCAGAGACGGCAGAAGACAUCCAUCGUGGUGACGAAACCUCAUACGACGAGCUUGAUACGCUGAUUGCUGAGCGUCGAGAAAUAGACGAGGACGAAACGGCCGCAAUGGAUCUGGUUCGUAGCACUGACCCGUCGUUCAAGUUCGAGGGCGACUACACGACUGAUUUCCCGCACACUUCAGCCGACAAAUCGAAAUUUCAAUGCAUGAUCAAGAACGAGAGCGGCGGCGAUGCAAACAAUCCAAAUGCGAAAACUAUCAGGUUGCUCCAAAAGAUGGCUGAGAUCUACGACUUGAACCAAUCAGUCGACGGAUUCCGGGCUAGGGCUUUCAGAAUGGCUGCAACAACGCUGAACAAGCAAGACUGCUUAGUCUUCACGAAGGAUCAGGCCUUGGCACUUCCAGGCAUUGGCAAAAGCAUCGCCGAGAAGAUCGAGGAGAUUGUGCACAAGGGCAGUCUUGGACGACUGAAUCAAGCCAUUUCAGACCCUUCAUACCAAACAUUGAAUCUGUUCCUGGGCAUCUAUCACGUUGGCCAUCCUCAAGCUGCAGCCUGGGUCGCUGCGGGCUAUCGAACGCUACAACAGCUGCUCGAAUCAGCGGAGCUUACGUCUAAUCAGAAGACUGGAAUCGAGCACUACGAUGAUUUCCGUCAGCGAAUCCCUCGAGAUGAGGUUCGGCGGCAUGGCCUGGUUGUCGGAGAAGCACUGAAGAACAUUGAUCCGGCCCUAGAAUUUGUCAUUGGAGGCUCAUAUCGACGCGGAAACAAAGACUCAGGUGACAUUGACAUCCUCAUCACGAAAGAAGGGGGCGAGCUAGGCUACUUGAGAACCAUCAUAAUGGAAACACUCAUUCCGCACCUCAAGAAGACAGGGUUCAUCGUUGCCGAAUUGGCUUCUGGACAUCGAAGUGACAAUGAGGUUACCUCCAAGUGGAUGGGAGCUUCUUGCUUGCCUGAUGUGAAGAUUUGGCGACGAUUGGACCUGCUCUUCGUUCCAUGGGCAGAAAUGGGAGCAGCUCUAUGCUACUGGACCGGCAAUGCCUACUACAACCGCAGUCUUCGCCUGCUAGCUGGUCAAAAAGGCAUGAGACUCAACCAGCAUGGCCUAUUCAAGAACGCAAUGCGUGGACCAGGUCGUGUGAAAAUCACUGAAGGUGAGCUUGUCGUCAGCCACAGCGAAAAGGAGAUUCACGCGGCUCUGGGAGUGACAUAUCGGCCACCUGAACAUCGAAAUCCUUAG
This is a messenger RNA of Cyphellophora europaea CBS 101466, 2067 nucleotides long. RefSeq lists its product as uncharacterized. The coding region runs from base 1 to 2067 and encodes 688 amino acids. NCBI's taxonomy places the organism in Eukaryota, Fungi, Ascomycota, Eurotiomycetes, Chaetothyriales, Cyphellophoraceae. Gene Ontology annotation, biological process: double-strand break repair via nonhomologous end joining. Gene Ontology annotation, molecular function: DNA binding; DNA-directed DNA polymerase activity. The record is from RefSeq and is a predicted model, not a curated record. Gene Ontology annotation, cellular component: nucleus. The transcript has a single exon.